Messenger RNA from Candida dubliniensis CD36, 807 nucleotides. It is a transcript of the gene GLO2, whose product is annotated as hydroxyacylglutathione hydrolase. Bases 1 to 807 code for a protein of 268 amino acids. Gene Ontology annotation, molecular function: hydroxyacylglutathione hydrolase activity. The record is from RefSeq and is a predicted model, not a curated record. Lineage: Eukaryota; Fungi; Ascomycota; Pichiomycetes; Serinales; Debaryomycetaceae. The transcript has a single exon.
AUGUAUUUAAGGUCAAUUUUUAAAUCAACAAUUCGAAAAAUGCAUAUUGAGUCAAUUCCUAUGAGAUGGGGCCAUGGUGACAACUAUGCCUACUUGGUUGUUGAUACACCUACAAAGCAAGCAUGGUUGAUUGAUUCCGCACAACCCGAUGAAGUUCUUGAGUACUUUAAGAAGCACAAGUCUGAUUUCCAUUUGAAAGCAAUUGUUAAUACACAUCAUCAUUAUGAUCAUUCUGAUGGGAAUUCAUUCUUCCACAAAAAGUAUCCAGAUUUGCCAAUUAUUGCAGGUAAGAAUUCGCCAUUGGUUACGUAUACGCCUUCUGAUAAGGAAAUACUCGAAUUAGGAGACGACCUAACAAUUACUGCCUUGCACACUCCUUGCCAUACACAAGAUUCGAUCUGUUACUUUGUGCAAGAUAAGAAAACUCACGAAAAAGCCGUCUUUACUGGAGAUACACUAUUUAUAAGUGGCUGUGGUAGAUUCUUCGAAGGUACAGGUCAAGAAAUGAAUUACUCACUCAAUCAAGUUUUGGCCAAGUUGCCCAAGGAAACUAAAGUUUAUCCAGGACAUGAAUACACCAAGUCAAAUGUGAGAUUUUCACAGACAGUGUUGAGAAAUGAGGCAAUCAAAAAAUUGGCUGAAUAUUGCGAGUCUCAUGAACAUACUACUGGUGAAUUCACUAUUGGUGAUGAAUUGCAAUUUAACCCAUUUAUGAAACUUACUGAUCCGCAGGUGAUUGACAGUACUGGAUUGACUAAACCCGAUGAAAUAAUGGAUAAAUUACGUACUAUGAAAAACAAUAUGUGA